Molecule: messenger RNA, 1484 nt
Organism: Salvelinus sp. IW2-2015
Lineage: Eukaryota; Metazoa; Chordata; Actinopteri; Salmoniformes; Salmonidae
Source: RefSeq, a predicted model, not a curated record
GAGGAGUGUAUGUUGACUACAGAGCAUAUGAACAGAGACUGGAGCUGUGGACUCACAGGUCUAUACUGAGACAYUACUGACUACUGGAGUCUAUACUACAGGACUACGGACACACUGCUGAAACUACUGGACUGUUGAUCUGAAACUGAACAGAAUCAUGUACUGCGCUUCCUAUCCUGUCUCUGCCGGGACCACCAGCAAUAACCUGAUGUAUUGCUACGUCAAAUCGGUUUACGAUCAAUCUCCAAGUCACCACGACCUCAACCUUGACUCCUCCUCACACCCCUCCUCCUGUGGCGAACAACAGGGGAUUAACAGUUCACCUGACAUGUGGAACUCCAACGGAAUGAACCAGGCUGGCUAUGGAGGAAUGGGAGGGGCCUCAGCCCACCAAUCAGGAAGCUACAGUAACCUGCAACCAUCACACAAUCACCUGGUCUAUUCUCCCCAUUCAGUCUCACCUGUAGAGGUGAACAGGGGUCUUCCUCCUAUGUCUACCUUCCACCGAAGCAACCCUGCUUCAUCUCACUCCCUGACAGCCAACAGCUCAGAGAACACCACAGGAAACCCCUCUACAGGAUGGUCUCAGACCGGAGCAACCCUGGGGAAAGCACUGGCUUCUGUAUGUACUGGGACUACUUACAAAGCCAACUUCAAAGUAGAGGCUGUCAAUCUGAACAACAACAACCACCACCCUGUGUUGCAGAAUAAACAUGGCCACUCCUUCCCAGCGGGUCUCCCUGCAGGACUAGGUGGCUUGGAACUGAAGUCGGAGGGUCUGGAGAAAGAUGAGCAGUAUGAGCUACAUCACAGCCAUCACAACCAGGGUCACAGCCACAGCCAUCACAGCCAGGGUCACAGCCACAGCCAUCACAGCCAGGGUCACAGCCACAGCUCUGACAGCCACAGCCAGCGCUCCGACGAGGAGAGCGUGUCACACAAGACACAAGGAGACAGCAUGACCAGCAGCAUCCAUGAGGAUGAGGACAACCUGAGUCCGGAGCAAAAGGCUGAGCGGGAACGAGAGCGACGGAUGGCCAAUAACGCCCGCGAGCGCCUUCGUGUCCGUGACAUCAACGAGGCGUUCAAAGAGCUGGGUCACAUGACCCAGCUGCACCUGAAGAGCGAGAAGCCCCAGACCAAGCUGCUGGUUCUUCACCAGGCCGUGGAUGUAAUACUUAGUCUAGAACAACAAGUCAGAGAGCGUAACCUGAACCCUAAGACAGCCUGUCUGAGGAGGAGGGAGCAGGAGAAGAUGUCAGCUGGGUUAACAGAUGCCCAGGGCCUGCAGCAACACCAGGCAUCACUACAUCCUGGACUAGACGCUACCAACCCCAUGGGACAUCAUGUCUAAACAUCUAAAACAGAUGAAGUGUGUAGAAGGAUCAUCUCAAGAUGGUGAAAGACCAUCCAAUGACAUUCAGUGUUAUCUCUGGGACCCAGUAGCGAAGAAACAGAAGGAUUCUCGUGGGGGAGGAGGAGGA